AGCAGCCUGUGACGCGGCCGCCGCCCCCGGGCUGCGACUUCUCGGCGCGGCGAUUCCCCCCGGGCCGGGCCCCGCCGUCCCGCGUUCCCCGGAGCGCUCGUCUCCGGGGGGGAGGGAGCAGGGCUGGUGGGCGCCCGCGGCGCGCAGCGGGACCCACGGGGCCCCGCGACCCGCCGAGCCUGGAGCCGGGCCGGGGCGGGGCAGCCGGCUCCAGCCCGGAGCAAACUUCGCCGCCGGGCGGGGCGUGGCGGGGACCCGGGCCCGAGCCGGAGGAGGGGGCGGCCGCGGCCCCCGCCUCUGCGCGCGAGUCCCCGGGCACCAUGCUGUCCGGCUCUCCCGGCCAGACUCCGCCGGCGCCCUUCCCCAGCCCGCCGCCUCCCGCCCCGGCGCAGCAGCAGCAGCCGCCGCCGCCGCCGCCGCCGCCGUUCCCCCAGUUCCACGUCAAGUCGGGCCUGCAGAUCCGAAAGAACGCCAUCACCGACGACUACAAGGUCACCAGCCAGGUGCUGGGCCUGGGCAUCAAUGGGAAGGUGCUGCGGAUCUUCGACAAGAGAACGCAGCAAAAAUUCGCCCUGAAGAUGCUGCAGGACUGUCCAAAGGCACGCAGAGAGGUGGAGCUUCACUGGAGGGCCUCCCAGUGCCCUCACAUCGUACACAUCGUGGAUGUCUACGAGAACCUGUAUGCUGGGAGGAAAUGCCUGCUGAUCGUCAUGGAGUGUCUCGAUGGCGGAGAGCUCUUUAGUCGGAUCCAGGACCGAGGAGACCAGGCAUUCACAGAAAGAGAAGCAUCAGAAAUCAUGAAGAGCAUUGGUGAGGCCAUCCAGUAUUUGCAUUCGAUCAACAUUGCUCAUCGGGAUGUCAAGCCCGAGAACCUCUUAUAUACUUCCAAAAGGCCCAAUGCCAUUCUGAAACUCACUGAUUUUGGCUUUGCCAAAGAAACCACCAGUCACAACUCUCUGACCACUCCAUGUUAUACACCAUACUAUGUUGCUCCGGAAGUCCUGGGCCCAGAGAAGUAUGACAAAUCCUGUGACAUGUGGUCCUUGGGUGUCAUCAUGUAUAUUCUGCUGUGUGGGUAUCCCCCCUUCUAUUCCAAUCAUGGUCUUGCCAUCUCUCCGGGUAUGAAGACUCGUAUCCGAAUGGGCCAGUAUGAAUUUCCUAACCCAGAAUGGUCAGAAGUAUCAGAAGAAGUGAAGAUGCUUAUCCGGAAUCUGCUGAAAACAGAGCCCACCCAGAGGAUGACCAUCACAGAAUUCAUGAACCACCCCUGGAUCAUGCAAUCUACGAAGGUCCCUCAGACUCCGCUGCACACCAGCCGUGUCCUGAAGGAGGACAAGGAACGGUGGGAGGAUGUCAAGGAGGAGAUGACCAGUGCCUUGGCCACAAUGCGUGUUGACUAUGAGCAGAUCAAGAUAAAGAAGAUAGAAGACGCAUCCAACCCUCUGCUGCUCAAGAGGCGGAAGAAAGCUCGUGCGGUGGAGGCUGCGGCCCUCGCCCACUGAGCCGCUGUCUCCCUCCCCACUGGAGCACAAGCAAUAACUCGACAUGAAUAUAUUUUUUAAACCAAGAGACACAAGUUGCCCACCGCUGCCUCCUGCCCUCCUGGGCUGUGUGGAGCCCAGAUGCGCCUCUGGCUGAAUUCUGCCCUUGGCUCUGGCCUCCCUGGAGAGGGGGCUGGAGGGUGCGUGAGGAGCGCUGAGCCCAGGCUCUCGAGCCCAGGCUCCCCUUGCAUUUUAUCUGUAAUUUGACGUAGAAUUUUUAUGGAACCUCUUUUUAUUGUCCUUUCGCCCACUCCUCGUCCUUUCCCCAAGUCCAUUCCCUUCUUCAGAGGCUGGGGUUUACCCAAGGGUGUUGUGGAAGUUGUUGCAGGGCAUGUCCCUCGGUUGUCCCAUCUGGCUUCCCUGGCCUCCUCCUGUAACCUGGGCCCCCAAUGGCUGUAGAAUCUGGGAGCUCCAGGGAGGGGGGCAAGGAAGUAGCAGUAGGUGCCACUCUGCCUCAUGCUGCAGCUCUCAGACAUCACCAGUGUGCGCAACAGAGGAGUCCAUGCGUGCAUGUGUGUGCCCAGGGCUGUGCCAGUGGCUGGGCAUCGGAGGGUCCUGGGAAGGCAGGACCGUAGGGACUCCUGCUUGAACUGAGCCUGCCUAAAUGCCUAGGUAGCUUGUCUAGAUCCAGAGCCAGGUAGUCAUGGCCUCUGUGUUAGCUGGGCAGGGGCGGCGAUGAGCAGUGAGUGGCCCCUGGCCGCCAUCGGGAGGUCUGGGCCCUCGCAGGGUGCCCUGCCCAAAAGCAGUGCUGCUCCUGGGCCCCCGAGGCACCGACCACCGAGUAGCCUCUGCUCGCCCUUCUUGCCGUUAUUAACCCACUCUUGUUGAGUUCUCGGAAAGUUUUAGCCAUUUCUCAAUGGGCCGUCUCUCCGCUCCCAUGGGUGAGCCUGGGAAGGUUAUACUGCAAGGGGUUCGUAUUUCAUGCAUCUCCCCUCCCCCCAUCCCCCGAGCUCUGGGGUACCUGCCAACCUCCCUUCUUUGGCAAGGGCAGGACCAUGUGUGGUCUUCCUGGAUUUCCACUCUAUGGCCUGGUGGGCAGGGCAGUCUUCACACCAAAGAUGUCUUGACGCUGUCUCUGCCCACUAGCUACCUUACCCUCAAACAACUCAGCCUGGGUGGGGGCUCCCCAGGAUUGAGGAGGGACAGGUGGGGAAGAGUCUUUGUGCCAUGGUCCCCCAUGCCCCUCUCGCUGGAGGAGGGGUGGUUCCCUCAGGGGUUGGUGGAGGAGGGGCUCCUGGGACAUCUCUGGGCCUGGGGGCACUGCCCAGAUGUCUGCAGCUCCUCCCUUGUCUUUGAAGGUGUGUUCAGCACUCAGACUGUUGUAAACUGUUGUUUUGUAUGAGCAAAAAUUGUCUUUACUAAACAAAUUUAAUAGUUGAAA
Phodopus roborovskii (desert hamster) is the source of this 2922-nucleotide messenger RNA. It is a transcript of the gene Mapkapk2, whose product is annotated as MAPK activated protein kinase 2. The transcript has 10 exons. Bases 321 to 1502 code for a protein of 393 amino acids. Gene Ontology annotation, biological process: protein autophosphorylation; toll-like receptor signaling pathway; intracellular signal transduction. NCBI's taxonomy places the organism in Eukaryota, Metazoa, Chordata, Mammalia, Rodentia, Cricetidae. Gene Ontology annotation, cellular component: nucleus; cytoplasm. The record is from RefSeq and is a predicted model, not a curated record. Gene Ontology annotation, molecular function: calcium-dependent protein serine/threonine kinase activity; calmodulin binding; calcium/calmodulin-dependent protein kinase activity.